AUCUCCGCGCCUGGCGCCGGGAGGCGCGUCGCGGCGGCGAAGGUGGGUGCGCGCCUUGCGGGCCUCUGGGAGCCCAGGACUCCCUCUGUCUGUGCCUCGGACCUGGCCCCGGAGCCUGCUAGACUCCCGUCUGGGACGCGAUCCCCCGAGCUCCCUGCCCUCAGCCUCCGGCCUCGCAGAUUCGGUUCUGCUGCUCAUCCACCAGGACGUAUGUCUACCCACAGGCCCUCCUUCGCCUCACUUGUUUGGCCCUAGGACACGCCCCCGUGCCAGACUAGUCACCCGCGCGUGCCAGGAGGGGUCGACUCCACAGAGGCACGUGAACACUCCCAGGAAGCCCUGGGCAGCUCCAGCUCAGCUGCUGCAUGUUUUCUGAGCAGCUUUCCUUCGGGUCGGCUGGCCUGGCCACACCAAGAUGCAAGGCGGGCAGGAGGUGGGGAGAGAGUCAGUGAGUGACCUCGCAGAGGAACCUGGAGAGGGGUCCCUCCACCAGACAGCUGGAGGACAGAGUGGUGAUGGUUUGGAACGGAGGAGGAUCUGCUACGACGGUCCCGCGAUUCUGCUGGACGGGAACGCUAACAGCUCCAGGCUGGAUGAGGGUCUUCCCACCUGCUCUCUCAACCGUCCACACCCAGGGGAGCUCAGCGGCGGGUGGGGAGAGUUCGAAGGCUUCCGGGAGUCUUCAGCUAAGUCUGAGCAGUUUUCUCAAUCUUUUGAACUCCUGCGGAGAGCCGCGGAAUGUCAGCCGCUGAGAACCCCUUCAGUCCCCAAAGAGGGCGGUUCUUGCCAGGUGCAGCAGGGUGGACCCUGGGUGACAGGAAUUGCUGCUGGCCCAUCUUCAGAGUCCGUUGUCAGCUAUGAGAAGGUUUUUAGGCAUGCAUUUCAAGAAGUCCCAGUGGAACAGGCAACUGAAGACGUUUGUUCUCUGGACCGUUUCUUAGAAAUAAGCAACGAAGAAACCAUACCUGUGCCUAGACUAUGUUCUGAAUCUAGGAAACUCUGGCGAGCCCUUCAGAACACCGACACCGUGUCUGCUUCGAGGUGUCUCUGGAGUGAAUCUCACUGUCGGGAAAACCUCCUUCCUGUCCUUGGUGUAGACGCUGCUCAGAAGAGCCUUUCUGGAGGCCAGGGCCAUGCUGUGGAAGGGUCUGACUUCAGAAAGCCGGAGGAGCUGCUGGCAGUCAGUGGUUUCCACCUACAUCGCUGCAAAGCCCUGAUUCAGACCAAGCUCUCAGGGACGUCCGGCAGCAGACAGGGCCGCCUGAUUACCUACAGCCUGUUUCUGAAGACACCCCUCCAAGGGAACGGGCAUUAUAUCACCAUUCCACAAAAAAAGAUCUUUUCUCCACGCAACCUGAAAAUGGCAUUCUUUAAUAACGACGUCUGCUAAAAGCAGUACUUUGUACCUUUAUGAGACAUUUUACAUUUUCUUACUGGUUUGCUUUGGUACUAGAACUUGAGAAUUUCUGUGGCACUGUUUCCCAGUUCCAUGUUAGUUUCCUAGGACCUCUGUCAAACUACUGUAGAACACGUGCGCUCACAUCUGAGAGGGUGUACAGAAGGAAUGCCCUUGGGCAGAGCCAGUCUCCAUGGAGUUUCUGGGAACACUGUAGGCUGGCACCAGGUGCCUGUUGAUCCUGUCCUGGCUCACAGUUGGACCCACGAGUUCAGAAGUCAGAAGAUAGCUACUUAUCACUUGCAGGAACAUGCCCUGGCCGUGGCCCUCCCCCGUGCAGUUUCCUGGGGUGUUCUACCCAUCUCUGGGUUGGAUCCUGCCCUCACCCAGCAGCCUCGGGAACAAGCUUUACUCUGAGUAGAAGGGCGGGUGGGAGAGCACACUGGGUGUUCUGGAAGCAAGCUGGAUGAGCUUCCUCGGUCACCUGCUGAGACAAGAGUUUUACUUCAGGGGCAUACACAAGCAGGCGGCGCUGUAUUUUGUAAACUUUUAUUAAAAAGAAAGGACCGUA
Messenger RNA from Grammomys surdaster, 1967 nucleotides. It is a transcript of the gene Clba1, whose product is annotated as clathrin binding box of aftiphilin containing 1. Gene Ontology annotation, biological process: intracellular transport. Gene Ontology annotation, molecular function: clathrin binding. Gene Ontology annotation, cellular component: trans-Golgi network membrane; AP-1 adaptor complex. The transcript is spliced from 5 exons. The record is from RefSeq and is a predicted model, not a curated record. Lineage: Eukaryota; Metazoa; Chordata; Mammalia; Rodentia; Muridae. The coding region runs from base 416 to 1390 and encodes 324 amino acids.